GUGGCCAAGAUGGCGGCGACGUAGCCCGGAGACAUCGCGGCUCCUGCAGCGUCUCGUCCGUUCCUCGCGGCGCCAUGGCCACCAUGGAGAAGCUGAUGAAGGCCUUCGAGUCUCUGCGCUCCUUCCAGCAGCAGCAGGGUCCGGCCGCCGUCCCCGAGGAGCCGCUGCACAGGCCAAAGAAAGAACUUUCAACUACCAAGAAAGAUCGAGUGAAUCACUGCCUGACGAUAUGUGAAAAUAUAGUUGCUCAAUCCUUAAGAAAUUCUCCAGAAUUUCAGAAACUGCUGGGAAUUGCAAUGGAACUCUUUCUUCUCUGCAGUGAUGAUGCAGAGUCUGAUGUCAGGAUGGUUGCUGAUGAGUGUCUCAAUAAAGUUAUAAAAGCUUUGAUGGAUUCCAGUCUUCCGAGGUUACAGUUGGAACUCUACAAAGAGAUUAAAAAGAAUGGUGCUUCCCGAAGUCUACGAGCUGCACUCUGGCGAUUUGCUGAGCUUGCUCAUCUGGUUAGGCCUCAGAAGUGCAGGCCAUAUUUAGUGAACCUGUUGCCGUGUUUAACACGAAUAAGUAAGCGGCCUGAAGAAUCUGUACAAGAGACGUUAGCUGCAGCAAUUCCAAAAAUCAUGGCUGCAUUUGGCAACUUUGCAAAUGACAAUGAAAUUAAGGUUUUAUUGAAGGCCUUCAUAGCUAAUCUUAAAUCCAGUUCUCCUACCAUCCGUCGGACAGCGGCAGGAUCAGCAGUGAGCAUCUGCCAACAUUCACGAAGAACGCAAUAUUUUUAUGCCUGGCUAUUGAAUGUACUUUUAGGUUUGUUGGUUCCUGUAGAAGAUGAGCAUCCCACUCUCUUAAUUCUUGGUGUAUUACUCACACUUAGAUAUCUCAUACCUUUACUGCAGCAGCAAGUAAAGGAUACUAGCCUGAAAGGUAGCUUUGGUGUAACACGUAAAGAAGCAGAGAUUUCGCCUUCACCAGAACAGCUUAUACAGGUGUAUGAAUUGACUUUGCAUUACACUCAGCAUCAGGACCACAAUGUUGUGACUGGAGCUUUAGAACUAUUGCAGCAACUUUUUAGAACACCCCCUCCUGAUCUCCUCCACGCUCUGACCACUUUGGGAGGCAUUGCGCAGGUCAGUGUAUCCAAAGAUGAGUCUAGCAGCAGGAGCCGCAGCGGAAGCAUAGUGGAACUUAUAGCUGGAGGGGGUUCUUCAUGCAGCCCUGUUCUUGCAAGAAAGCAAAAAGGUAAAGUGCUUCUAGGAGAAGAAGAAGGUUUGGAGGAUGAUCCUGAAACACGGUCUGAGGUCAGCACCACAACAUUUACUGCCUCUAUGAAGAGUGAAAUAACCAGUGAACUGGCUUCCUCAUCAGGUGUAUCAACAGCUGGGUCAGUAGUAAGUUCUGCCACCGAUCCCACUGGACAUGAUAUCAUCACUGAACAGCCACGUUCACAGCAUACUUUGCAAUCAGACUCUGUAGACUUGUCCAGCUGUGAUUUGACCAGUACAGCUACUGAAGGGGAAGAGGAUGACGUGCUUAGCCGAAGUUCCAGCCAAAUCAGUGCUGUGCAGUCAGACCCCACUAUGGAUUUAAAUGAUGGCACACAGGCUUCCUCACCAGUUAGUGAUAGCUCUCAGACUACUACAGAAGGCCCAGAUUCAGCUGUGACCCCUUCGGACAGUUCUGAAAUUGUUCUAGAAGGGGCUGAAAGCCAGUAUUCUGGAAUGCAGAUUGGACAGCUGCAGGAUGAGGAAGAUGAGGCUGCAAACCUUCUCCCAGAUGAAUCUUCGGAGCCUUUCAGAAAUUCAUCCUUUGCCCUUCAGCAGCCCCACUUAUUGAAAAACAUGGGCCAUAGCAGGCAACCUUCUGAUGGUAGUGUUGAUAGAUUUGCAUCAAAAGAUGAAGCACUGGAGCCUGGUGAUCAUGAGAAUAAGCCUUCUAGAAUAAAGGGUGACAUAGGUCACUACACAGAUGGAAAUUCUGCUCCCCUUGUUCAUUGUGUUAGACUUCUGUCUGCUUCUUUUCUACUUACUGGAGAGAAGGGUGCUUUAGUUCCUGACAGGGAUGUAAGAGUCAGUGUGAAAGCCUUGGCUGUAAGCUGUGUUGGUGCAGCUGUUGCCCUUCAUCCCGAAUCUUUCUUCAGCAAGCUGUAUAAGACACCCUUGGAAACUAUGGGAGAAGAGUAUGAAGAGCAGUACGUGUCAGAUAUUUUGAACUAUAUUGACCAUGGAGAUCCCCAGAUUAGAGGAGCUACUGCCAUUCUCUGUGGAACGAUUGUCAACUCUAUUCUCAUUAAAUCACGCUUUGAUGUGGAAAACUGGAUAGUAGCUGUCAGAAGUUCAACAGGAAAUCUCUUUUCUCUGGUAGACUGUAUACCUCUGUUACAGAAAACACUGAAAGAUGAAUCCUCGGUUACAUGCAAACUUGCUUGUGCAGCUGUAAGGCAUUGCAUUAUGAGCUUAUGCAGUGGCAGUUACAGUGAACUAGGCUUACAGUUGAUCACUGACCUCCUUACACUGAGGAAUAGUUCCUAUUGGCUAGUAAGGACAGAACUCCUGGAAACUCUUGCUGAGAUUGAUUUUCGGUUAGUCAGCUUUUUGGAAGGAAAAACAGAUAAUUUGCAUAGAGGAGUUCAUCAUUAUAUUGGUCUGUUGAAGCUGCAGGAUAGAGUGCUCAAUAAUGUUGUAAUCUCUCUGCUUGGAGAUGAAGACCCAAGGGUGCGACACAUAGCUGCAGCUUCUUUAAUGAGGCUUGUUCCAAAGCUGUUUUAUAGCUGUGACCAAGGACAGGCUGAUCCAGUAGUGGCAGUAGCAAGGGACCAAAGCAGUGUCUACCUGAAACUUCUGAUGCAUGAGACUCAGCCUCCAUCUCACUUCGCAGUGAGCACUAUCACCAGAACAUACAGAGGAUACAAUAUGCUGCCAAGUCCAACAGAUGUCACUAUGGAAAACAACCUUUCCAGGGUUGUCUCUGCAAUUUCCCAUGCACUGACAACAUCAACUACAAGAGCGCUUACGUUCGGCUGUUGUGAAGCUUUGUAUCUUCUCUCCACAACAUUUCCAGUCUGCACCUGGAGUGUAGGAUGGCACUGUGGCGUUUCCCAGAUGAGCCCUUCAGAGGAAUCUCGGAAGAGCUGUACCAUUGGAAUGGCUGGUAUGGUUCUCUCCCUUCUUUCAUCUGCCUGGUUCCCACUGGAUCUUUCUGCACACCAGGAUGCCUUGAUUUUGACAGGAAACUUGCUUGCAGCUAGUGCUCCCAAGUGUUUGAAAAACCCUUGGACUACUGAAGAAGAUGCUAAUACAGGAGCUGCUAAACAAGAGGAGUCUUGGCCAGCUUUGGCUGACCGAACUCUUGUAACUUUGGUAGAACAGCUGUUUUCUCACUUGCUGAAAGUCAUUAAUAUUUGUGCUCAUGUAAUGGAUGAUGUUACUCCUGGCCCAGCAAUAAAGGCAGCAUUACCUUCUCUCACAAACCCACCUUCUCUAAGUCCAAUUCGGCGGAAAGGGAAAGAGAGAGAUUCAGUUGAACAGACAUCUGUACCGAUGAGUCCUAAAAAGGGUAGUGAAACUAAUCCAGCUGCUAGGCAAACUGAUACUCCAGGACCUGCUCCAACAAGCAAAUCAUCCUUGCUGGGCAGUUUCUAUCAUCUUCCAUCAUAUCUCAAGUUAUAUGAUGUCUUAAAAGCUACGCAUGCUAACUAUAAGGUCACACUGGAUCUUCAGAACACUAAUGAAAAGUUCGGAUGUUUCCUGCGAUCUGCUUUGGAUGUCCUCUCUCAAAUUUUGGAACUUGCAACUCUUCAAGACAUUGGAAAGUGUGUUGAAGAGAUUUUGGGGUAUUUGAAAUCCUGCUUCAGUAGAGAACCAAUGAUGGCAACAGUUUGUGUGCAACAAUUGCUGAAGACUUUAUUUGGGACAAACUUGGCAUCUCAAUACGAUGGCUUGUCUUCCAACCCCAGCAAAUCUCAAGGCAAAGCUCAGCGCUUAGGCUCUUCAAAUUUAAGGCCUGGCCUCUAUCAUUAUUGCUUCAUGGCACCUUAUACACACUUUACGCAGGCACUUGCUGAUGCUAGUCUAAGGAACAUGGUACAGGCUGAGCAGGAACACGAUGCCUCAGGAUGGUUUGAUGUACUGCAGAAAGUUUCAACACAACUGAAAACUAGCAUUUCAAGUGUAACAAAACAUCGUGCUGACAAGAAUGCUAUUCACAAUCACAUCCGCUUAUUUGAACCUCUUGUCAUAAAAGCUUUAAAGCAGUACACUACAACAACAUCUGUACAGCUGCAGAGGCAGGUUUUAGACCUGCUUGCACAACUGGUUCAACUACGUGUUAACUACUGUCUUCUAGAUUCAGAUCAGGUGUUCAUUGGAUUUGUGCUAAAGCAGUUUGAAUACAUUGAAGUAGGACAGUUCAGGGAGUCUGAAGCAAUUAUUCCUAAUAUCUUUUUCUUCUUGGUAUUAUUGUCUUAUGAGCGGUAUCACUCUAAGCAGAUAAUAGGAAUUCCAAAGAUCAUUCAGCUAUGUGAUGGUAUCAUGGCCAGUGGAAGGAAAGCUGUUACACAUGCUAUACCAGCUCUGCAACCCAUUGUCCAUGAUCUCUUUGUAUUAAGAGGAGCAAAUAAAGCUGAUGCUGGAAAAGAACUAGAAACACAGAAAGAAGUGGUAGUGUCAAUGUUACUGAGACUCAUCCAAUACCAUCAGGUGCUGGAGAUGUUCAUCCUAGUACUGCAGCAGUGUCACAAAGAGAAUGAAGACAAAUGGAAAAGGCUGUCCCGGCAAAUAGCAGACAUUAUUCUUCCAAUGCUUGCAAAGCAACAGAUGCACAUAGAUUCCCACGAAGCUUUGGGAGUAUUGAACACUUUGUUUGAAAUUUUGGCUCCUUCAUCUCUCCGUCCCGUGGACAUGCUGUUAAGGAGUAUGUUUGUUACUCCCAAAACAAUGGCAUCAGUGAGCACUGUCCAGCUAUGGAUAUCUGGAAUCCUUGCUAUCCUCAGAGUUCUCAUUUCUCAGUCAACAGAGGAUAUAGUUCUGUCUCGUAUUCAAGAGCUUUCCUUCUCCCCAUACUUAAUCUCACGUCAAGCAAUUGACAGACUACGGUAUGGAGAGAAUGUGUCCACUCCUGAAGACCAAUUUGAGGUGAAACAGGCUAAGUAUAUGCCUGAAGAGACAUUUUCCAGGUUCUUAUUACAGCUAGUGGGCAUUCUUCUGGAAGACAUUGUACAUAAACAGUUGAAAGUGGAUAUGAAUGAGCAGCAGCAUACUUUCUAUUGCCAAGAGCUGGGCACACUGCUUAUGUGCCUUAUACACAUCUUCAAAUCAGGAACAUUCAGAAGAAUCACAGCAGCAGCCACCAGGCUUUUUACGGGAGAUGGAUCUGAUGGUAGUUUUUAUACUCUUGAAAGCCUGAGUGGUCUUGUUCAGGCCAUGAUUCCCACGCAUCCAUCCUUGGUACUGCUCUGGUGUCAAAUCCUUCUUCUCGUCAAUUACACCAACUACAGCUGGUGGUCUGAGGUGCAUCAGACUCCAAAGAGACACAGUCUUUCCAGUACUAAACUGCUCAGUCCUCAGAUAUCUGGAGACAGUGAUGAAUCUGAUUCAGAAUCUAAACUUGGCAUGUGCAAUCGCGAGAUUGUACGAAGAGGAGCGCUUAUUCUUUUUUGUGACUAUGUUUGUCAAAAUCUACAUGAUUCAGAACAUUUGACCUGGCUUAUUGUGAAUCAUGUUCAAGAUCUGAUUAAUCUAUCUCAUGAGCCUCCAGUACAAGACUUUAUUAGUGCUGUUCACAGGAAUUCGGCUGCCAGUGGUCUUUUUAUCCAGGCUAUUCAGUCUCGGUGUGAGAACCUCGCAACUCCAACAACUCUAAAGAAGACCCUGCAAUGUCUGGAGGGGAUUCAUCUCAGCCAAUCUGGUGCUGUCUUAAUGUUGUAUGUGGAUAAGCUUUUAUGUACUCCAUUUCGUGUGCUGGCUCGCAUGGUUGACACGCUUGCUUGUCGUCGAGUAGAAAUGCUGUUGGCUGCAACUUUACAGAAUAGUGUUGCUCAGUUACCAGUUGAAGAACUGGAUAGAAUUCAAGAAUACCUUCAAAACAGUGGAUUAGGAGCAAGACACCAAAGACUUUACUCGCUAUUGGAUAGGUUUCGUCUUACAGUAGCACCAGAAACAAAUAGUCCCUCACCCUUGGUUACUCUUCACCCACUGGAUGGGGAAAACCGACCAGCCCUAGAGAAUCUAACUCCAGACAAAGACUGGUAUGUGUCGCUGGUCAGGUCACAAUGCUGUGUCAGGUCGGACUCUGCACUGCUGGAAGGUGCGGAACUGGUGAACAGAAUUCCUCAACCUGAACUGAACUCCUUCAUGACCACUAAGGAAUUCAACUUAAGCUUGUUGUGUCCCUGUUUAAGCCUUGGCAUGAAUGAAAUGUCAGGAGACCAGAAGACCAGUCUCUUUGAAACUGCUCGUCGGGUGACUCUAGAUCAUGUGUCUACCAGUGUACAAAAACUUCCUGCCAACCAUCAAGUUUUUCAACCAUUGCAGCCAAUUGAGACUUCAGCCUACUGGAACAAACUGAGUGUUAUCUUUGGCGAUGCGUUGGUGUAUCAGUCUGUGAUGACACUCUGUCGUGCACUGGCUCAGUAUUUGCUGUUACUCUCUAAACUACCAGCAUGUCUUCGUAUUCCACCUGACAAAGAAAGUGAUAUAUUGAAGUUUGUUGUAAUGUCACUAGAGGCACUGUCGUGGCAUUUAAUACAUGAACAGGUCCCUCUAAGUAUAGAUAUUCAAGCUGUUUUGGAUUGCUGUUGCCUGACUUUACAGCAACCUGCUCUCUGGAACUCACUGGCUUCUGCAGUGCAUGUGACACAUGCCUGCUCUCUAAUUAAUUGUGUAAGAUUUCUAAUAGAAGCAGUUGCAGUUAAACCUGGAGAUCAGCUGCUUAGUCCAGAAAGGAGAAAGAAUACUUCAAAAAUAGUCGGUGAAGAUGAAGUUGAUUCCAAUGACCAGAAAAUGAAGCAUGUUACAAAGGCUUGUGAAAUGGUGGCUGAACUGGUAGAGUGUUUGCAAACUGUUCUAGCAUUGGGACACAUGAGAAACAGCAGUAUCCCAGCAUUCCUCACUCCUGUCCUUAAGAACAUCAUCAUCAGCUUGGCCAGACUACCUCUAGUGAACAGCUACACAAGAGUACCUCCUUUGGUCUGGAAGCUAGGCUGGUCACCAAAACCUUCGGGUGACUUUGGUACAGUUUUCCCAGAAAUGCCUGUCGAAUUUCUUCAAGAAAAAGAAAUAUUUAAAGAAUUCAUCUAUCGCAUUAACAUACUAGGGUGGACUAGCCGUACCCAGUUUGAAGAAACAUGGGCUACUCUUCUUGGUGUGCUGGUAACACAGCCAAUUGUAAUGGACCAGGAAGAAAGCCAACAAGAGGAGGACACGGAGAGGACCCAAAUUAAUGUUCUUGCAGUACAAGCCAUAACCUCAUUGGUGCUGAGCGCAAUGACAAUACCUGUGGCAGGCAAUCCAGCAGUUAGUUGUUUGGAGCAGCAGCCCCGCAACAAAGCUUUAAAAGCUCUGGAUACAAGGUUUGGGAGGAAGUUAAGUGUUGUUAGAGGAGUUGUGGAACAAGAAAUCCAAGCAAUGGUAUCCAAGAGAGAUAAUAUUGCAACACACCAUUUAUACCAAGCCUGGGACCCUGUUCCAUCACUUUCUCCUGCUACCACAGCGGCUCUUAUCAGCCACGAAAAGCUUUUGCUGCAGAUCAAUACUGAGCGAGAAUUAGGAAACACGGAUUAUAAACUGGGACAGGUUUCUAUACACUCUGUGUGGCUGGGAAAUAAUAUCACUCCCCUGAGAGAAGAGGAGUGGGGUGAAGAUGAAGACGAGGAGAAUGACAUGCCCGCUCCUUCCUCACCACCAACCUCUCCUAUCAACUCCAGGAAACAUCGGGCUGGUGUUGAUAUCCAUUCAUGCUCUCAGUUCUUGCUUGAGCUGUACAGUCAGUGGAUAUUGCCAUCAAAUCCUAGCAAGAGAACACCUGUCAUCUUGAUUAGUGAAGUGGUGCGGUCGCUUCUGGCAGUUUCAGACUUGUUUACAGAAAGAAAUCAGUUUGAGAUGAUGUACACAACUCUGACAGAAUUGAGGAAGGUGCAUCCAUCAGAAGAUGAGAUCCUCAUUCAGUAUUUGGUACCUGCCACGUGUAAGGCAGCAGCUGUUCUUGGAAUGGAUAAAGCUGUAGCUGAGCCAGUGAGUCGUCUUUUGGAAUCAACCCUGCGUAGCACGCACAUGCCAAGUCGGAUUGGAGCUCUCCAUGGAAUUCUUUACAUUCUCGAGUGUGACCUGCUUGAUGAGACAGCAAAGCAACUCAUUCCAAUUAUCAGCGAGUAUCUGCUUUCCAAUCUGAGAGGGGUAGCACAUUGUGUGAGUGUCCAUAACCAACAGCACAUCUUGGUAAUGUGUGCUGCAGCAUUCUACUUGAUAGAGAAUUAUCCACUAGAUGUAGGGCCUGAGUUCUCUGCAGGAAUAAUACAGAUGUGCGCAGUUAUGGUGUCUGGAAACGAUGAAUCUACUCCAUCCAUCAUAUACCAUUGUGUCCUGAGAGGACUAGAACGACUCCUGCUUUCAGAGCAACUCUCUAGGCUGGAUAGUGAAUCUCUAGUUAAACUAAGUGUUGACAGAGUGAAUGUACACAGCCCCCACCGAGCAAUGGCAGCACUGGGGUUAAUGCUGACCUGCAUGUAUACAGGAAAGGAGAAAAUUAGUCCAAGUCGUGCUACAGAUGCAAAUCCCACAGCCCCAGACAGUGAAUCCGUUAUUGUGGCUAUGGAACGGGUAUCUGUUCUUUUUGAUAGGAUCAGGAAAGGAUUUCCUUUUGAAGCUAGAGUAGUUGCACGGAUCCUCCCUCAAUUCCUAGAUGACUUCUUUCCUCCACAAGAUGUAAUGAAUAAAGUUAUUGGAGAAUUUUUAUCCAACCAGCAGCCAUACCCUCAGUUCAUGGCAACUGUAGUAUAUAAGGUAUUUCAGACACUACAUACCACUGGACAGUCAUCGAUGGUCCGUGACUGGGUGAUGCUUUCUCUCUCCAACUUCACCCAGAGAACACCUGUUGCUAUGGCAAUGUGGAGUCUUUCCUGUUUCUUUGUUAGCGCUUCCACCAGUCAGUGGAUUUCAGCAAUUCUUCCACAUAUUAUCAGCAGAAUGGGAAAAUCAGAGCAAGUGGAUGUUAACCUUUUCUGUUUGGUGGCCAUCGAUUUCUACAGACAUCAAAUAGACGAAGAGCUAGACCGGAGAGCCUUUCAGUCUGUGUUUGAGGUUGUGGCAUCGCCAGGAAGCCCCUAUCAUUGUCUGCUAACUUGUUUGCAAAAUGUUCACAAGAUCACAGCAUGCUAAACACCCUGGUGUUUCAUAGUCAACUGGAUGUCUUGCAUUGGAAUCUGGCAUGAAUGUUUGGAGGAACAUAAAGAUUCAGAAAGCAGCUGGUGUUUGCACUUGUAAUAAUAUGAACUGGUUGGUUUUUAUUUCCAUGAUACUUUUGCAUGGAGGAUAAACACUGUACACCACAGAGAAUCACAGGAAAGGUAUAAGGGAACACUUCUAUUGACAAUGGGCAACUGUGGUGAAGGGAAAUAUGUACAUAUGUUUAAAGUAAUGUUCAGAACUAAUCUAAGAGGCCAUUACUAACUGUAAGAUAUGGGUGAGUACAACAUGCAGGUAACCGGGUAUUGCUCUUUCUGAUGUUCAACUUAAGUCACCGUGUUGCUGCUGGUAUUGAAACUUUGGCAGAAAUCCUGUCUCAGUGCAAGCUGCACUCAUUAGAAACCAUUAUAGUUUUAUGUAGGUAUAUACAUACCGUGGUGUAGUACAGAUUAGAAAUUGUUUCCUAAUGUCUCUCCUAAACAAAGAACAGAGAAACCAGUUUUCAUGAGUAACACUCCCAGCAUGUAGUUCUUCUAUUUCUGGACUCUAAUCCCCUGUGGAGUAUGUGUCGGUGUGGGGGCUGUAGUGUGCAGACAUAACCACACUUUUUUUUUCUUCUCAGGAUUUAAAAUGUGAGUACAAUAGAUCAGACAGAGAAAUUUUAACUUAAAUAUUUCUAUAUUAUGUAAAGUAUGUACAAUUGUAAAACGUGUGGUGCAUGAGAUGUGCUGUAUUUUUAAGAUGAAAAAAGGCCAGGCUGCUGAAUGUCUUGACAUUUACAUUGCCCUCAUUUUCUCAUUGUGCAUUUAGCAUCAUGUUCGUUUUGAAAAACCAUCGUAAUGUCCAGAUUACAUUUUGUGUUCUACAUUUCACGUUUUUUGUAAACACUUCUAAAACAGGAAUUUACUGACUAGCUUGUGUUAUGAAAUUGUAUUAAGGAGGCAUUCUUGUGAUCCAUUUUCUUGUGGCUUCUUUUGAGCUUUAUUUUGAGAUAAAGUUGAAAGAGAAGACUCAACACCUAAGAUCAGCCCUUUGUGUAUUUAAGAAGCUGCUUACAUCUGCUGCACAGCUUUUUUUUAAAGAGAGUGAAUGAUGCAAGCUCCCCAGUAGCCAGUAACUGACCUUUUUUCUUUCAUAUUCACUGAAACCAUGGACUCCUUUGAUAUAGACUAUCCUAAGCCAAUUUAUGGUGGCAAUUAAGAAUUGGAAGUCUGCUGUAGUCUACUCUGGGACUGGCUAAAGUGUUAGAUUAUACCACCUCGUUCAUUAACUGUUGUAUACGUGCAGUGUUUGUUACACUGCACAAAUAUCUACACAUUUUGCAAAUUCUGCUUUGACCCCACACUUAGAGCACCUAGUUGUUUUUAAUAAGAUGUACAUGGAGAAAUCUAGGGCAGUAUUUGUUCCUAACUGUAUUUGCUAUAAUUCUUUGGUAUACAGGUCAUGCAUUGGUUCUCAGCUACAUGGCUAUAUUUAACCUCUACGUUUUUUUUCAUCAACACCUUUUGAUGACACCUCAAUAGUGAGAGAGUAUUAUCAGGAGGAGCAUGUACUGUAUGUAUUUCUGUAUAUAAUAUAUGUAAAGUUAUACACAUGUGACUACAUUUAAUGUAUACAAAUGUGUAUAUUUGUAUUUAUUAAAUUUGUGGAUUUAAACUAAUUCAAAGUCCUAGACCAAAAAGCGGUGGUUUCUGCCCAUUACUUGAUUAAAUAGGAAUUGCCCACUGUUGUCACUUACUUUUAUGAUGUAAAACUAAUAAUAGGGACAGGAGAAAUAACUAAGAUUUCUCUGUAUGUCGCUGCUCUACAAGACUUGCUAUAUCGAGAGUAGGUAGUUCUGCCCUCUUUGGGUUCCUCUUUGUUCUUGGGCCACACCACUGUGGUGACUUUUUUUUUUUUUUUUUAAAAUAGGAAACUGAACUGAAGUUCAGGUUCAGUUAAAUAGACGUUAAAUUUCGGGGUUAUAGCAGAAAUGUAUUACCAUUACGGUAAGAGACCUAUUACCGUGGCAGUAAUAAAUAAUGCCCUUUACUUGCAGUGAAAGGUCGUUAUAGAUUACUGUUCCUUUUUGUAAUCGCCAGUAGUAGUUUACUACUACAGAGCCGCACGAGUCAAUUUUUGUACAAUAAAUAGUUUAAAAAGAUAUUUUUAUAAGCUAUUUUCCAAAAUUUAAAAUAGACUUUAAUAUAUUUUAAAGCAUCUGAUUAGUCGCAUUCUGUCUGUGUAACACUAUACUUUGUGUCAUGCACUGAUGGAUCUUUUUUAUUUUAAUCUCCUCAUAGGUAAUUACAGCAUCAUUGUUUAGUUUGUCUCGAGAUGGAGGCUGGCCAGCCAUCCUUAAUGAAAUUUCUGAACAUGAAAUUGAGACUUGCCAUUGUAUCUUUACAGCCAGUAAAAGGAGCAUGUUUAGCUAAGCGCUCAACAUGUGAUGCACAACAGCAUGCAAUUCAUUCCCUCCCCUCAGUACUGUUGCUGGCAUUUGAUAGGAUGUUUGUGUUGCAUACUGUCAACCAAGAGUAAUACAGCUGACUCUGAUCUAUCCUUGAAUUUUAGUUGAAAGUAAUGUUAACCAUUCAACUCAGUUUUACCCCUUCAUGAAGAUUUGUCCUGGCAGACCUAAAGCAACAUUUUCUUUCUGUGUCUGUAGUUCAUCCCUCUUUAGAGAUGCACCUCCCUUUUCAGAUGUUGCAGUGGGCCUGAGGACCCAUGCCUAUAAGGCUUACAUUUAACCUUUCUGUUUGGUGCAUGUUUUCUUCCUUCUGUUUCAUUUUAAGAGAAAAUGAUCAUUUUAGUAUUAAUUCUUUUAAAACUUGUGCAGUUCUGAAAGCAGGCUUCCAUAAUUGCUUCAUGGUCUAGUUUCUGCGUCUAACUGCACAACAAAAUCACACAUGGUCUUACGGUCAGUGUGCUAUUUUUAGAAAGAAAAUCUGUUAGAUUUUUUUUCCUCUUCAGUUAUGGUGUAUAUACAUCUGUGUCAAAAUAGCUUGCCCCCCUUUAAUAAGUGAUAACAGUAGCAUGAAACGCAUCCUCCUUGACAUGUAGUUGGUUUUGGAAAUUUAAAUACCAAUGGUUUUUUUUAAUUGAGAACAGAGGAACGAAUAUGAUAAAAUGUAGGACACAUCUCUGGUGUUCCAGCCAAGUAAACAUGCAACAUUUAGCCUGUUCUGCAGUAUUAAAACGCAAAUAAAUAAAAAUCUCCCUUCAAGAUCAUGAAAUAGUGUGUAGUACAGCUACCCAAAUACAUCUGAAAAAGAGGAAUACCUUGCUGUACUGUAAGUGAGCUGCACUUCCAAUGUAUAGUGUAGCUUCCUUUUGAGACGACUGGAUCUUGCCUGUGAGGUUAAACAAAAAAACUUUUGAACAGAUGUCACUGAGCUCAGUGAAGUUAGUAUAUAGUGACUUGCUUUUCAACACUUUUUUAUUUUUUCCCUUGCAGGGAAUGCAAAUUGUGUUUUAAAGCAACUUGUAAAAUGGGAAAAAGGUUCUUUAUUUGUGACUCAAGACUAACAGUUCAGGUUGUCCAUAAGCUUUAUUUAAAGUUCUUCCACUUUUUGUCCCUUGUGGCCUAUAGCCUCCCAGCUUUCAUUAUUUCUGCAUUACUAUGCCUCGGUGAAAUUCCUUGUCCGGGGUUAAAUUUGAAGUUCACUAAAUGACACAAACAUUGCUUAAAACACGGAGUAUCAAAUGACCUGAUCUGGGUCCAGCUUGAAGAAAUUGGCCAACUGUUGGGUUAAAAGUAAUUUCUAACUUGGUAUUUGGUAAUUCAUCAUCAAAAACAUUGCCUUGUUCAAAACAGAAUGACUCCUAACUCAUCUAGCAGAUAAGGAGGUUGUGUCAAAAACGCUAAGAAGGCAGUUCUCCAAGAGCAGCAGACCUAAAUCUUCAUCUGGUUUUGCAGAUCUGUCACGACUAAACACUAUCCACUUAUGCCUCCUGAAUGCAAGGAAACAGUUGGGUGCAGUGAGCAAUAAGUAUAGCAAUAAGUAGUCUAAUAAGAUUUAGUUGAUCAGGACUUUACCCACCAAUUAGGUAAGGGAUAAAAGCUGAUUCAAACAUAUCAUUGCAUUAAACACAGUUUUGUCGUCUUGUAAAGCAAGCCCCCAACUCUGCUUUGCCCUAAGCAUAGAAACAAACUAGGAAUGACAGUGGUAGAUGUUUUGCUCUUACCUUUUUUUAAAAAAACGUGCCAGUAUGUUAUAGAAAGAAAGCAAUUAAAAAACAUUAGCAACAAAGGUAUUUAGGUAAUUCCCUUAGUCUUUUUUUCCCAAAUACAAAAAGUUUAACGGUAGUAAAAGUGGUGACUCCAUGCACCAGCUGUUCAAAUAAAUUUGAAACAAAGAUUUGGAAGUGAAGCUGAGAUCCAAUGUGCUAAUUUUUGUUUAAUCUUCAAAAUUCAGGUAAUUUUUUGUGCACGUUUAAGCAGUUCAAGGUUAGUAAUACUAACAAGUCAUACCCAAGAGAGCAGCUAUGUUAUAUCAAGCUUUGGUGAAUUAAAGCUAGCUGGACAUGAAUGCUGUGGAAGCAUUUGUGAGGCACGUACUGCUUUUUGUCACAUUCAUUUUGUGUGGGCUUGUCAUUGGUACAUCAGUCUUUGUCUCUACAUAAUGUUCAGUUGGAUCAUACUAGCAAAUGAAGGAUAUGAUGAACUGCAUACCACACAAGUCCCAUGGUGCUGUCUUGUCUGGGUUGAGGGCUAUGAUGGGCAAAAGCUUGGAGCCCCAACACCAAAAGCAGCUGUAUUCGAAUUAAAAGGCAGGAAUAUAAUUUUAGAUGUGUUUUUUAAAUACAAAACUAUUUGCUGAACAUAUUGCACAUCAAAACUAAAGAGAAAAUAAAAUAUAAAUUGUUGCUGUAA
Gavialis gangeticus (Gharial) is the source of this 14244-nucleotide messenger RNA. RefSeq names its product huntingtin (gene HTT). Gene Ontology annotation, cellular component: nucleus; cytoplasm. The coding region runs from base 75 to 9362 and encodes 3095 amino acids. The record is from RefSeq and is a predicted model, not a curated record. The transcript is spliced from 67 exons. Lineage: Eukaryota; Metazoa; Chordata; Crocodylia; Gavialidae.